AUGGGACUCUCUUCAUGUCUAAUUCUAUUUCCUCUGUUUUUCUUCUGCUGUCCAAUUCUUUCAUCAUCGUCUUCUUCUUUGCGGACAUCAAAGGUUAAUAAUUCCAAUUUGUUUCCCAGUUCCGGCGUCAACUCCGGCAGGCCUUCUUCCGGCAGAUUACCCGAUGCUGCAGUGUCGUCCUCAUUGGUCGAAAAGCAAUUCAGACUCCCAGUCCAUGGUAAUCCUUCGAUUGAGAAUUUGGGUCAUUACGCAGGCUAUUAUCAACUUCCUCACUCUAAAGAUGCAAGGAUGUUUUACUACUUCUUUGAGUCGAGAAAGAAUAAGAGUAGGGACCCAGUUGUGAUAUGGUUGUCCGGAGGACCCGGAUACAGCAGUUCAAUUGCUCUGUUUUAUGAAAACGGGCCUUUCCGGAUAGCAAACAACAAUUAUCUUGUCUGGAAUGACUAUGGUUGGGACCAGGUCUCAAACAUGAUCUAUGUGGACCAGCCCACCGGCACCGGUUUCAGCUACAGUUCCGAUAAAUCUGAUAUUCGUGUCGAUCAAGAAGGUGUUAGCAAUGACUUAUAUGACUUCUUGCAGGCAUUCUUCGCUGAACAUCCUCAAUAUUUGAGGAACGAUUUCUACAUAACCGGAGAAUCAUAUGCCGGCCACUAUAUCCCUGUCUUAGCCUCUCGGAUUCAAAGUGGAAACAUAAACGGAGAUGGAGCUCUCAUUAACCUUAAGGGUUUAGCUAUUGGAAAUGGAUUUACAGACCCUGUAGUUCAAUACAAGUCAAUCCCAGAUUAUGCUUUAAGAGCGAAGCUGAUCACACAAUCUCAAGCCAGUGAAGUCGCCAGAUUCAUACCAGCCUGCGAGAAUGACGCAGCUAAAUGCAAUGCAAAUAUAGGAACAGGAGGAGGAGGAGAAGAAGGUAGAAAUAGUUGUAUUGAUGCACAUACUUCCUGUAGUCACAUACAUGGUGUUCUAUUGAGAUAUAUUGGUUCUAUGAAUUAUUUCGACACUCGAAAGGAAUGUGUGGGUAAACUUUGCUAUGAUUUCUCGUAUAUGGAAAACCUAUUAAACGAGGAAUCGGUUAAAAGUGCCCUUGGAGUUGGAAAUAUUAAGUUUGUAUCUUUGAGCCCUGAUGUUAAUUUUGCGAUGAUUAAGGAUAGGAUGAGGAAUCAUGCAGUGAGAAUUCCUCCACUUCUUGAAAAAGGAAUUAAGGUCUUGUUAUAUGUAGGAGAACAUGAUAUUGUUUGUAAUUGGAUUGGGAUCUCUAGGUGGGUUCGAGCGAUGAAAUGGUCGGGUCAGAACAAAUUCAAUGCUACUUCCAAAGUUCCAUAUGAAGUCAAUGGUGUUGUGAAGGGAAGACUUAAAAGAUAUGGACCUCUUUCAUUCCUCAAGUUUUAUAAAGCGGGUCAUAUGGUUCCUAUGGAUCAACCCAAAGCGGCAUUAAAGAUGCUGAAAAGAUGGACACAAGGGACUUCGGUUUCGUUUGAAAGAAAUCAGAAAACUUUUAACAAUUAUAGUAGGCCAUUAAAGAUUAUUCAGAAUGCCAUUAUCAUGCCGAUGUCGGAGAUUAGAUCCGAAAAACCAAUGGAUUCAUUUGGAAAUCUUAUUGCGCUUUUUUAA
This is a messenger RNA of Impatiens glandulifera, 1611 nucleotides long. Its product is annotated as serine carboxypeptidase-like. The transcript is spliced from 9 exons. The record is from RefSeq and is a predicted model, not a curated record. Bases 1 to 1611 code for a protein of 536 amino acids. NCBI's taxonomy places the organism in Eukaryota, Viridiplantae, Streptophyta, Magnoliopsida, Ericales, Balsaminaceae. Gene Ontology annotation, biological process: proteolysis. Gene Ontology annotation, molecular function: serine-type carboxypeptidase activity. Gene Ontology annotation, cellular component: vacuole.